Messenger RNA from Diatraea saccharalis (sugarcane borer), 1117 nucleotides. Lineage: Eukaryota; Metazoa; Arthropoda; Insecta; Lepidoptera; Crambidae. The record is from the annotation of a GenBank genome assembly.
AGUUUGCCACCGGCUUGUGGUUUUUAACCAUGUGAAGUGUUAAUAAAAAUCUUUUUUUUUAAACAUAAAUAUUAAUUAAAGCUUUACAUUGUUUUUAAAAGUGAACUGUGGAUAAACUGUUAGAUAUAGUUGUAGUGAUGAAAAUGGAAAUUCCCGCCGUAUUUUUAGUUUUAGCCACACUACUGACAGUGGGCAGCCAGUUCCGGUUCGACUAUUCGUAUGACGAGAAAGCAGGCGGUUGGUUGAAGAUGCACGAGAUACCGGCCACGUUCCAGAAUGCAUUUCGAACGUGCAAAGCUGAAGGCGGUGUCCUGGCGUCACCUUUGACCGAUAACCUCCGGGAGGCGAUGAUACAACUUCACGUGUCUUCCAAGAGCGAUUCCUGCGCCCUCAUCACGGGAAUACACGCGACUAUAUCCAAAGGAGCUUUCACUUCAAUAGAAGGUAUACCCCUGUCGAAGAUAAGAACAGUUUGGGCGCCAGAUGAGCCAGAUAACAAUGGUAACGGCGAGGACUGUCUGGUGAUGCUUAAAAAUGGCACGAUGGCUGACGUGCCCUGCACCGAGACCUACUCCUACGUCUGCUACAAGAAGAAGACCGCGGAGUUGGUGCUCAACGAAUGCGGAACUAUUGACCAAGGUUACAAGUUGAAUCCACGUACAGGCAGUUGUUAUAAGUUCCACAGGGAUGGAGUCGCGUGGACGCGUGCGUACGGGAUCUGUGCAGCGGAGGGUGGCUACCUGGCCAUCAUCAACAGUGAAGAGGAGGCUCAGAUCCUGAAACAGAUGGUGGAUAGCAACCCCCCAGAAAGCCUGUCCACGACAAACUCUUUGUCAACAUCCAUCGGCUUCAGAGAUUGGUCUGAUCACACGAUGUGGCUGACUGUACACGGUCAAACUCUGGAUGAGGCAGGUUACGCACACUGGGCCCCAGACGAGCCCAACAAUGUCAAAUACGACGCGAUUGGAGGCGAGAACUGCGGCAGCAUCCUGAGGUUCGGGAAACCAGGCCUCUUGAACGAUGUCCCCUGCAACCUACCUCUAGCGUUCAUCUGCGAGAUGAAACCCAACGCACUUAAUGACUCUCAAUGACCAAAUAAUAAUACAAGUUUUUACCU